This is a messenger RNA of Poecilia latipinna (sailfin molly), 3437 nucleotides long. RefSeq names its product insulin receptor substrate 2-like. The transcript has 3 exons. The record is from RefSeq and is a predicted model, not a curated record. Gene Ontology annotation, cellular component: plasma membrane; cytosol. Gene Ontology annotation, biological process: insulin receptor signaling pathway. NCBI's taxonomy places the organism in Eukaryota, Metazoa, Chordata, Actinopteri, Cyprinodontiformes, Poeciliidae. Gene Ontology annotation, molecular function: phosphatidylinositol 3-kinase binding; insulin receptor binding. Bases 172 to 3360 code for a protein of 1062 amino acids.
AGCGUCACAUGUUGUUUUUCUCCAGCAUCAGAGCAGUCACUGGUCUACGCGCACUGCUCUGUUGUUUUUACCGCAGCGGGUUUUCUUGUCCGCUGUGGAAUAUAGUAAACGGGUAACCUUUUGCGGUCUUUUCUUUUUACUGUGAGAGUUUUUUACUCUUUUUCCGAAGAAAUGGCAAGUCCUCCGGCGACGGAAGGACACCUGUUAUCUAAUGGGACGAAUGACGUGAAGAAGUGCGGCUACCUGAGGAAGCAGAAACACGGACACAGGCGUUUUUUCGUGCUCCGGGAGCCCACGGAGCGCUGUCCCGCACGGCUGGAGUAUUAUGAAAGCGAGAAGAAAUGGAGAAAUAAGUCCGCAGCCAAACGCGUCAUAACUUUGGACUCCUGUCUGUGCGUAAACAAACGCGCCGAUGCCAAACACAAGCACCUCAUCGCCCUCUACACCAAGGACGAAUACUUUGCUGUGGCUGCAGAAAACGAGCAGGAGCAGGAGAGCUGGUACACCGUUCUGUCUGAUUUAAUAGCAGAGAGCAAAGUGUUUGACAGCCCUGCUUCCACAUCCUCUUUAGUGGGGUUUGAGGAAACCACUUACGGACAGCUUACCCCUGCAACAGCUACCUACAAGGAGGUGUGGCAGGUCAACUUGAAAUCCAAAGGCUUGGGUCAGAUCAGAAACCUCACCGGAGUCUACAGGCUGUGUUUAUCCAACCGAAACAUCAGCUUCGUAAAGCUGAACUCUGAGACACCAGCUGUCAACCUCCAACUCAUGAACAUCAGGAGAUGUGGCCACUCCGACAGCUUCUUCUUCAUAGAGGUGGGCAGAUCAGCAGUAACCGGGCCAGGGGAGUUCUGGAUGCAGGCAGAGGAUUCAGUGGUAGCGCAGAACAUCCAUGAAACCAUACUGGAGGCAAUGAAGGCGAUGAAGGAGCUCUCUGAAUUCAGGCCGAGGAGCAAAAGCCAGUCAGCCAGCACCAACCCCAUCUCUGUGCCCACCCGGCGCAACCUCAACAACCUCCCCCCAAGUCAGACCGGCCUGGUGAGGAGAUCCAGAACCGACAGCGUGGCUGCCACAUCCCCAGGGAGGAAGUUCACCUCCUGUCGGAUAAGGACGGCCAGUGAGGGAGAUGGAAGCGUAACCCGACCAGUGUCCAUGUCCAUACCAGUAGGUGAGAGUCCCACCAGUCCCAAUUCUGGAAAUCAUCUCAUGAGGUCCCACACCCUUAGCAACGGGCGCACCUGCAGGAUACUGGAGUCUGCAUCCAAUCUCCAUCACAGUCGUUCAAUGCCAAUGUCCAACUCUCCUCCUGCUGCCUCCAGCCCCAUCAGCUCAUCUCCCAGGGGAGGAACAAGGGUCUCCACUCCAGACAAAGCCAGACGUCCUUUCAGCUGCAGCGCCUCCAUAUCUGGCUCCCUCAGCGACACUGGCUUCCUUCUCUGUGAUGAUUUCAGCUCCAGCCCAGGUGAACACAAGUUUCUCACUCUGACUCGCAGUGACACUCCUGACUCCCUGUCCAGCACACCUCCAUCUCGUGACCUGAGCGACCCCUGUGGCUACAUGCUAAUGGAGGGGGCUAACGGCAGCAGGUCCAGCUGUGGGAUCGAGGGUCAGAAUUGUGACAAGGCAUACAGGAAGCGAACACACUCCCUCACCACACCACGCCAACAGAAGGUGGUGACUCCAUUGUCCUCUGCUUCCUUGGAUGAGUACACUCUAAUGAGGAUGGCCCACGGGCAAAACUCCCACUCUGCUUCACCCAAAGUAUGCUAUCCUGAGGAUUAUGGGGACAUAGAAAUUGGUUCAUCCAGGAGCUCCAGUAGCAACCUUGGCGAUGAUGGCUACAUGCCCAUGACGCCAGGCGUAGCACCUCAGUCUGGCAAGACGGAUAACUAUGUACCCAUGAGCCCCAUGUGUGUCUCAGCACCAAAGCAGAUUGUCAACCCCAGGGUGCAUCCCCAGGCAGCUACCAAUGGCUACAAGGCCAACUCUCCCUGUAGCAGCUCUCUGGAAGACAGUGGAUACAUGAGAAUGUGGUGCGGCUCCAAAUCCUCCAUGGACAGCCCUGACAGACAGGGCGAAUACAUGAACAUGUCACCUGGAAACCCACCCUCUCUGCAGACCCCUCCUGAUUACUACUUAAGCCCUCUCACUGGGGAACCAGUGUCAAUUAAGCCGGCUUACCAGACGGGCUCCCUUACACUGCCUGCAAAACUUCAGUCAUCCAAGAAUGAAGACAGUGGCCAGUACGUGUUGAUGAGCCCACAGAGUUCAAGGCAGAAGACUGGGGAGUCAGACUAUUAUUCAGUUAUGCAGCCGUGUGCAGUUCAAACAUCACCGCUGAGCCCCUCAGUCCCCUCCCCAGUCAGGCAUCAUCGAGCAGAGAAUCAUCUGUCCUACAGAGGGAGGGUGGGGAGACCUAACAGGCUGUCUCUGGACACCCUGAGGACCCUGCCCAGCAUGAAUGAGCAUCCCCUGCCCUUAGAGCCCCGCAGCCCCGGCGAGUACAUCAACAUUGACUUCAGCAGCAACAGAUCGUCCCCACCGUCCACCGUAUCCACAGAGAGCCAGUCUUCAUCUCUGGGGUCCAGCGGCGGGGGCCCAGGGCGGUCAUCUCUGUCAGACUACAUGAACCUGGAGCUGGGCUCGCACUCGCCCAAGGGGGCUGACACUCCGGCUGAGCGACUGGAUACCCUGCCUGAGCUGUCCUCAUGCCCCUGCUCAGAGGACGAUGUUGUGUACCAUGUAGAGUGUGAGAAAAGCCCCCGAAGCUUUGUCGAUGAGGUGAAAAAUGACUAUACUGAGAUGACAUUCGCGAUGACUAGCUCACCCCCACAGCUUGUUCCUCAGAACUUAAGCAGCCAGAGCUGCAGGGAGAGGAGGCUAUCUCUUGAGGACCAAGGUGUUCCUGAACGGAUUGGGGUCUUCCUGCUUGGAGCAGCAACUUCCCCAACCGUGGACCCAGACCGCUCUGCCAAGGUCAUCCGGGCCAAUCCACAAGGGCGAAGGCGCCACAGCUCAGAAACCUUCUCCUCCACGGCCACAGUGACGCCGGUCUUUCCCUCAUUUGCACGCGGCGACGCCGUGAAGAGGCCGAGCUCGGUGGAGAACAUCUCGUCCCGCAGCAGUGAGGGUUCCGACGAGGAGUAUGGCAGUCCCGUGACCCGCCACAGCUCAACCGGCUACUCUAACGGACUGAACUACAUCGCCUUGAACCUACUAGAAAACAGGGAUGUGGAGAAAUGUGGAGACCUGGUCGGCUUUAAACCCACCAGCAGCUGCAAAGGGGGCAUCAAUGGAUUACACAACACACCUUACGUCUGUUUGGGGUUCAAGGAGACUGCAACCACUGCCAAAGACUGAAGGACUUCGUUUGUCCUCGGCUUUGGCGUCUCGACCUGCUGCUCAAAACAAAAACAAGCAAGAAAAAGAAGAAGAAA